AUGGGCGCGGCAGUGGCUAAUGAAAUAUACGCGGACAACUUCAAUAUCCAGCUGGAGUUUGUAUCAUCCGAUUUGGUUCAAACUUGUCCGGAUAUUUCCCCAAAUUUCUACCAAAUUGCGGACCGAUAUUAUGGCGUACCAGACGAAGAAUCGCGCGUCCUGGCGGUUAUGUACGCAGGGUGUGACCAAGCCACAACAGCAGCUGAAUUCGGGCGAGAAUGGAAUGUUUUAACGAUGAAUAUUGGAACUACCUUUUCCCAGUUCCGAAACCGAACAACGUACCCAACCACGAUCGCUUUCGGUCCUGGCCAGUACGAAAUAUACGGUGUUAUGGUGGGCCAGUUGAGUAUCGCGUACAGGUGGACGAGUGUCGCCGUUAUCUAUGAUGUCUCUGGGGUGAUUUUAUUCCACUUACGGGUGGGCCAGGAUAUUUUCCGCUACAUGCGUCAGCGUUAUGAACAUAUCGAUGUUCAUGCAUUUCCGGUUAAUUUGACAACGAGCGUGGAUUUCCCGUCGAUAAUUAGAGAAAUUUCUCUGCAUACUCGAAUGAUCUUUUUUGCGAUACCUUCCAAAUCUACGCAGCAGUUUUUGGUUGCCUUUGCGGAAUCCGGUGAACUGAGAGAAGAAUACGUGUUCCUCUAUAUGGAUUAUGUGGGAAGCAUCAAAAGUCCCCUAUAUUACAACUAUACAGACACUAAUGAUGUCACUUCUGCAAUGUGGAAGUCGGUCUUCGUUGUUACCAUCUGUUACGAUCAUCCCGAUACGAUUAAGGAGCUUCGACAAGCUUUAUAUAAACUUGCCGUGGCCAAGUACAACGCCACAUUCGUUGGUCCUGACCCAAACGAGUACAUUACAACAGCGUAUACAGCGGUUCUUGUUUACGCUCAAGUCUUGAACGAAACAAUCAACGCCGGAUAUGAUCCGCGUGAUGGCAGCCGCUUAGCCGGUGCUAUGCUGGACCGUACCUUCACGUUUCCCGCUGUGGGAAGCGUGUAUGUCGAUGAAAAUGGCGAACGGCAGAAUACAGUCUGCCUAAAAAAUUUCCAACCGCAACUACAGCGCUUUGAAAGAGUCAGAUAUUUCGAUAGUGCCACAAAAACUCUGCUCAAUGUUUCUGAUAUGGUCGUCUACUGGGGAACACAGCAAAACUUACCGCCGUCUGGUACACCUGUAUGUGGUUUCAUGAAGGAUGAAGGACCUUGUGCCAGGCUAGGUUCGGCGACCAUUGGUGGCAUUGUCUGCGGGAUAAUUUUGAUUGUUCUGAUCUUGGUUUGCAUAAUUCCGCCUUUUCGCCGCUUGCAGAAACCGAUCGUUGAUGAAAACUGGUGGGUAGUGGAUUUGCAUUACUUGAGCCGAGCAGUGGAAGUCGGCAGUAGCGAAAUUUCCGGACGUAGUCACCCGUACUCGUUCAAAUCCAAUUUGUUGAUCAACGCACCCAUGCGCUACCGCGGGAUACACGUGUGGGCAAAGGCUGUACAAAUCAGUAAACGCACGGUAUUACUGCCAUCGAGUAAUGGAAUUAUCAACAUCAGACCGGAGUUCCGCCAGCUGAUUUCAGAGAUUCGCUUACUCUCAAAGCAAUACGCCAAUAUCAACCCAUUAAUCGGCAUCGGACUCGGGCCCAUUCGCUUAACGUAUCUGACCGCUCUUUGCCAAAGGGGAAAUCUCGGUGACCUUAUCGAGGAAGUGUCACUAGACUGGGGAUUGAAAUGCUCGCUGAUUGCUGAUCUCGUUGAAGGUGUUGCUGCGAUUCAUCGUACCACGAUUCGUCGCCACGGUCAUUUGCGUCCCUCAAAAUGUCUGAUCGACAGCCGCCUGGUUCUAAAGAUUAACGAAGCCGGGUUUUAUGAUACGCUGCACGAACUGCAAGUUGAACUGAUCAACCCCAAAAACUUCGAAGCUAUUGGAGAGAUUCUACAUAAUGCGUGGGUUGCACCGGAAUUAAGGAUUCAGCUCAUUGAAAGCGCCACAUUUGCGCAUAUUGCAAUGCAAGCCGAGCCGCCGGCUGAUGUGUACGCUGUCGGCGGACUGAUUAAUUAUGUACUCUCAAAUCACACCGAGACAACAGGUACAUAG
Paramacrobiotus metropolitanus is the source of this 2076-nucleotide messenger RNA. Its product is annotated as receptor-type guanylate cyclase gcy-28-like. Gene Ontology annotation, biological process: receptor guanylyl cyclase signaling pathway; protein phosphorylation; cGMP biosynthetic process. Gene Ontology annotation, molecular function: peptide receptor activity; protein kinase activity; ATP binding. Lineage: Eukaryota; Metazoa; Tardigrada; Eutardigrada; Parachela; Macrobiotidae. The transcript has 16 exons. The coding region runs from base 1 to 2076 and encodes 691 amino acids. The record is from RefSeq and is a predicted model, not a curated record.